ACUGUUUCCUACGCGUGUUGUGUAUGGUUAGUCCAAGCAAUUAGCACGAAAUGUCGACUUGUAAUUCUUUUCAGGUGCAGGUGGCCUCCAUCAUGGAGUAUUUGGCAAAAACGGCAGUAGUAGAAAUCACUAAACUAGUCGACGACGGGUCUGCUGCCUUGCGAUUGGAGAUGUGGAGAAGCCAAAGAGAGAACGAAGCGCUAAAAACGAAGUUACUGCUGAUGGAGGGAGAGCUCAGGGCUGUGCGAGGAUACGGAGAGGGAACGCCGGGCGAUUCUCUCAACAUCUCUUUUGAUGUUCAGGUUUGCGACGAAUUCAAAGAAUCACAAAUACGCAAUUCAGGGGCAGCUGCUGCUAAUGAUGGUGAAGGACCCCUCUGUAAGGAGGAGGAGCUGCACAUGCCACUCUGCCCUGCAGGAGACCCAGAAAAGGAGCUGCAAGCAGAACUCAAACAGGAGCCAGAGGAGCAGCCUCUCACCCCCACACUCCCCCUGCUGGAGUCUGCAGACUGGGGGAUGGAGCUCCAGGCUGUGUGGAGCGUGGCCAAUGGCUUGGGAGUUGAUCAGGAACAAAACGGACAGUGUGGAGGAAGCUCGGAGCAUGGAGAAGCCUGGUUAAAUGACGACUUCUCUCCUCCGCAUUACACAGAUUCUCAGAGGCCACACUCGGAGAAGGGCGAGGGUUCAGCAUCACACCUCGAGCAGAAACAGAAUGGCUGCCCUCUUGAGGAGACGAGCAUUGGUGGACUUGCUGUUGACAUUUCGGCAGAGAUGCCGUUCCCUCUGGGUUCUCCAGGAGAGUGUGAUGGAAGCGCCCCGUGUGAGGCGAGUUCUGACACGUCAGCAGAAGCAAAGAGUCCCUGCAGAACUGAGGGACAGGAGGAGGAGUUAAUCUGCACACGCUGUGGGAAGACGUUCCCGGACGCUCUCAAACUGAAGACACACGAGGAGCAGCACAGCGCGGGGAAACGGUUCAGCUGUUCAGAGUGCGGCAAGGGUUUCACUUCCUCCAGCGUCCUGGAGAAGCACAAGCAGGUUCACAGCAGGGUGAAACCGUUCACCUGCUCUGUGUGCGGCAAGAGUUUCUCCCAGUCACACGUCCUCAAAGCACACAAACACACUCACAUAGGGCAGAAACCGUUCAUUUGCACAGAGUGUGGAAAAAGCUUCCCCAACAAAGCUUGGUUUAAAUCCCACCAGCGUGUUCACACCAGAGAGAAACCGUUCACUUAUGAGCAGUGUGGAAAUUACUUCUUGGUGAAGAGCAGUCUUAAAACUCACCAAAGGGUCCACACCGGUGAGAAACCGUUCACUUGUGAACAGUGUGGAAAGUGCUUCUCCAAGAAGAGCAAUCUUAAAACUCACCAGGUUACUCACACAGGGGAGAAAUGCUUCAGCUGCACAGUGUGUAAUAAGAGCUUUGCCUAUCUCCAUAUUCUUAAGCAACAUCAGAGAGUCCACACAGGAGAGAAACCCCACUGCUGCAACGAGUGUGGGAAGAGCUUUACCCAACUAGGUAAUCUUAAGUCUCACCAGGUUACUCACACAGGAGAUAAAUGCUUCAGCUGCACAGUGUGCAAUAAGAGCUUUUUCCAUCUCCAUGUUCUUCAGCAACAUCAGAGAAUCCACACAGGAGAGAAACCCCACUGCUGCAACAAGUGUGGGAAGAGCUUUACCCGACGAGGUAGUCUUAAAUGUCAUCAAAGGAUCCACACAGGAGAGAAACCGUUUGCUUGUGAGCAGUGUGGAAAGUGCUUCUUGCUGAAGAGCAGUCUUAAAACUCACCAAAGGAUCCACACCGGUGAGAAACCGUUCACUUGUGAGCAGUGUGGAAAGUACUUCUUGGUGAAGAGCAGUCUUAAAUAUCAUCAAAGGGUCCACACCGGUGAGAAACCGUUCACUUGUGAGCAGUGUGGAAAGUGCUUUACCCAGAAGGCCCAUCUUAAAACUCACCAGACUGUCCAUACUGGAGAGAAACUGCACUGCUGCAAUGAGUGUGGGAAGACCUUUGCCCGACUUGGUCAUCUUAAAAACCACCAAAGGGUCCACACCAGAGAGAAACCGUUUGCUUGUGAGCAGUGUGGAAAGUGCUUCUCCGUGAAGAGCAAUCUUAAAAAGCACCGGUGUCCACACACGGGAGAAACCCUACUGAGUGUGGAAAGACCUUUGCACGACUAGGUCAUCUUAAAUCUCAUCAAAGGAUCCGCAUGGGGAGGUUAAAUCUCAUCAAAGGAUCCACAUGGGGAGGUUAAAUCUCAUCAAAGGAUCCACAUGGGGAGGUUAAAUCUCAUCAAAGGAUCCGCAUGGGGAGGUUAAAUCUCAUCAAAGGAUCCGCAUGGGGAGGUUAAAUCUCAUCAAAGGAUCCACACGGGGAGGUUAAAUCUCAUCAAAGGAUCCACAUGGGGAGGUUCGAGCAGGAGUUCCUCCCUGCUCACAUUCUUCAGAGACUCACAGUCAGGGCUCCAGACUCAACAGUGUCCCAACCUCCCAUGUUCGGGACAAACUGACAAAAUUCCCAGGACGCCUUUGUGACAAAAAGUUCAUGCCGAUUGAUUUGUUUUGCCAAUAUGUGUAUUGUUAUUUAUUGUGUACCGCCAUUGGUGCAUCUAGGUACACGUACAAUAGUUAUUUAUGAGAAUAAGUGGCUCCACGGUGGCUCUGGGGGGCGACAUGGCUCAAGCAGUAAGAGCAGUCGUCUGGCAGUCGGAGGGUUGCCGGUUCGAUCCCCCGCCCGGGCUGUGUCAAAGUGUCCCUGAGCAAGACACCCAGCCCCCAAAUGCUCCUGACGAGCUGGUCGGGGCCUUGCAUGGCAGCCAAUCGCCGUCGGUGUGUGUGUGUGCAAUUGAAAUUGUAGUUCCCUCUAGGGUCUUUCAGCGAACUUAUCCCUGGUUAUGGGUAUGCACUUUGUUGUACGUCGCUCUGGAUAAGAGCGUCUGCCAAAUGCCAAUAACGUAAUUUAAUGUGUGUGUAUGUGUAUGAAUGGGUGAAUGAAGAAGCAUCAAUUGUACAGCGCUUUGGAUAAAGGCGCUAUAUAAAUGCCUGCCAUUUACCAUUUACCAAUAAGGAUACAAAAUUUUGAAUAACCAAAGAGAAUGCCAACCAUGACAAGAAUAAAUACAUGUCGGGGGCCGUGGUGGUGCAACAGGCUAAGCUGCAGCGGACUUGCGGUUGCAGUUUGUUGCCGGGGUUCGAUUCCCAGUCCUGCCAAAAGCCAAGUUUGGCCGACUCUCGUGGAGCGGCAUAAUUGGAACUUGGCAGGGUUAGUGGGAUCGCCGCAUGCAGCACCCCGGAGCGCCUCGGAGUAACGGUCUAAUUGGGACCCUCUCAGGGUCACAGGAUCCAGGGCCACUGAGCUACUGGCCAAAUUGGGAGAAAAAGGGAAAAAUGUAAAAAAAUUAUUUGGGG
Molecule: messenger RNA, 3404 nt
Organism: Conger conger (European conger)
Lineage: Eukaryota; Metazoa; Chordata; Actinopteri; Anguilliformes; Congridae
Product: oocyte zinc finger protein XlCOF6-like
Exons: 2
Coding region: 51-2177 (708 amino acids)
Biological process (GO): central nervous system development; regulation of transcription by RNA polymerase II
Cellular component (GO): nucleus
Molecular function (GO): RNA polymerase II cis-regulatory region sequence-specific DNA binding; DNA-binding transcription factor activity, RNA polymerase II-specific
Source: RefSeq, a predicted model, not a curated record